Molecule: messenger RNA, 1155 nt
Organism: Drosophila miranda
Lineage: Eukaryota; Metazoa; Arthropoda; Insecta; Diptera; Drosophilidae
Product: vesicle-associated membrane protein-associated protein B/C-like
Exons: 2
Coding region: 125-787 (220 amino acids)
Biological process (GO): endoplasmic reticulum membrane organization
Cellular component (GO): endoplasmic reticulum membrane; plasma membrane
Molecular function (GO): FFAT motif binding
Source: RefSeq, a predicted model, not a curated record
UCUUUGCAUAAGUAAUCAUUAGAAAAUACUUCAAUAUUUGUGAGAAAAGAAUAAAAAAUUCACAUUCAAAUUUUUCUUACAAUUUGUAAAGCUCGUUUGGUUUGUGGCCAUACAAACAGCAGCCAUGAGCAAACCAAUCGACGAGUCUCCGCUGACCAUUGAUCCGGAGCAUGAGUUGUUUUUUGCGGGUCCCUUCAAUCAGCCCAUUGUCACAAUUUUGACCCUACGCAAUAACUCGGAUGUGCCACUGGCUUUCAAGAUCAAGACAACCACACCAAAGCGCUACUUUGUACGUCCAAGCAUUGGCCUGAUUCCGCCUUCUCGGGCGAUCCACGUGGGGAUCUGCCUGGAGCCCUUCAACUGGGAUCAGCAGCAGACGAACGACACUUUCCUAGUGCGAAGCUGCCUCGCACCGACCAAUGCCGAUCUCACCGAUUUGAAUGGCUUGUGGAAGGAGCUGGAGCUGGAGCCGCAGCAGCUAUGGGAUGCCAAGCUGAAGUGCGUAUUCGAGAAGUCCAGGUGCAUUUCCGUAGGCGGUGCCGACACCAUUGUCCGUCCCGCCAUCGCCGAGACGAAGGUGGCGCUGUUGGAGACCCACAUGGAACUACAAAAAGAGAAUCUGCACUAUAAGGCUCUACUCGAAAACUACCGCAACUCAUUGAUCCUCAACACAUGGGACGAGGACUAUGUCCCAGAGCCGGCUGAGAGACAGAGGCCGUUCUUGUAUAUUGUAAUUUUCUUUGUUUCGCUCAUAAUGGGUUUCAUUUUGAGCAUAUACUGGCUCUGAAUAGGACUGCAGAAGAGAGCAGGAGCAGCGGCACCAUCAAAACGCCACAGAAAGAUACAAAAACCAGGAGAUGGGCAGCAGCAGGGGACCUCUAGCCCUCUAGAAAGUAGAAAGCUUCGUCUUAAAAGUAUCCAAAAAAACACUACAACAACAAGUUUAAUCCAAAAAGUGCCGUGCUCAGAUUUUCCAUGUUCCAGAUGUUCCAAGUAACAACAAAAGCAAAACCAAAACUUGGAUAAAUGUAAUUGUUAAAGAAAAAACUAGGAAAAAUAUUAACUAAGGAAACCACAAGCAAAAUUUUUGACAAAAAGUCCGAAAAAACGCUGUAAAAAAUCAUAUAAAUAAUAAAAGAAUGUCACGAAAAAAAA